CUAGUCCCCACCCUCACCCGGCCAGGCCCGCACCUGCGCAGCUGCUGGAUCUUGUCCCGGUAGCGGUCGUAGAAGGGGUUAGCUUCCAGCUCGCUGACCCCGCUGCCGUCUGCUCCCCCGGAGGGCAGGCCCGAGCCCCGGCGCACCGGGAACACGCGCAGCUGUGCCGGUGAUACGAACCCCAGCCCCAAGGCGCGGCUGCGCACUGCACACAGACCUCGGUAGAGGCCGGCCACCUGCAAGACUGCAGGGCACGCUCUACCCGCGGCGGGCACUACAGCCGCCAUGGCCGCCUGUGACUCCCCCUCCUCCUCCUCCUCGGGCGCGUCAGCCUCGGCCCCCGGCCCGCGCUCCUGCUCCAUCGUCCUCAAGGUCCGCGAGGCCCGCGUUCCGCCACCGAGGUUCCGCGCGCUCAAGGUUCCGGGUGUUGGAGUGGAGAAGGGACAGCGAUGCUUAGGGCUGGCUGCUCUCGGUUCUGCCCACCCGCUCCGUGGGUGUUGUGGCGCGUCUCCUCCCGGGAGUCUGCCGGGAUUCACCCCACCCCCUACCCCCGACCAGCAGCCUCUGCGCGCCAGGCUUCUUCUGGAAAGCUGGCUUGCAUCUUCGGGUUCUCACCGGGCUUGCCCCUUUUCUAAAUUUACUUGGCACCAGCUGUAACGGUUUCUUUAGCUGCAAAGGAUGUUUGAACAUCAUAGCUGAAGCUUCUCUUUAUCGGUUUCUAUUUGCAGAAGGUUCCAUUGGCCUCAUGCCCUAUGAAGUCGAUAUUAACCUCAUUUUAUAGAUGGAGAGGCUAAACAGGCUGCGAACCAUUAAAGUAGAUCGUUCUGACUGCUGGAACUUGGAGUAUGUGGAGCAAAUAUGGAAACCUCCAAGGUGUGGAUCUCCUUGUGCAUUGGAUUCCUGGGGCUGUGUUCUGUGCUAAUAGGAAGCUGCAUACUCUUUCUGCACUGGAAGAAGAACUUGCAAAGAGAAGAACGUGCCCAGCAGUGGGUGGAAGUGAUGAGAGCUGCCACAUUCCCCUACAGCCCACUGUUGUACUGGGUAAACAAGCGGCGUUACCAUGGCAUGAAUGCAACCAUUAACACGGGUCCUCCCCCUGCUGUCACCAAGACUGAGUCGGAAGUUCAGAAUCCAGAUUCUUUGUGGGAGUCAGAUCUCUCUGAAGACAGGAACUACAUCGUGCAAGACAGCAGCCCCAGAGGUGAAGCCUCUGAUCUCUUGGAACAUGUUUUGGGUAUUCCAAAGCAGCCCCAGUCUUCAGCAAUGACACAGCCUCGGACUGCCUCCCCAUUCCCACCUCCCAUCUUUCAGGAGGUGCCUUUUGCCCUAUCCCUCUGCCAUCUGCCUCCCAUGUUGAACCACUCAGUCUCCUACCCUUUGACUAACAGCCCUGAAAGGAAGGUUAAUUUCUGUUCCCUCCCAACGUUGGCUCGAGGAACAAACUGCUUUAAUGCCAAGCCUUUUGCUUCAGAGCUGUAGUUUCCUCUAUUUGAGGGUGGGAGCUGCAAGUACCAAAGGCUCCCUUUGGUAGAAAACAGAGAUAACCUCGAGGAGUUGGUACUAACAAGGAAGUCAGAGCCACCUGGUGAGAGGUUUAAAGCCACAGACUUAAAAAAAAAAAAAUAAAGUCCAAGUUUCUCCUCUGUCUCA
Molecule: messenger RNA, 1650 nt
Organism: Mastomys coucha (southern multimammate mouse)
Lineage: Eukaryota; Metazoa; Chordata; Mammalia; Rodentia; Muridae
Gene: Tex38
Product: testis expressed 38
Exons: 3
Coding region: 859-1479 (206 amino acids)
Source: RefSeq, a predicted model, not a curated record